Phaethon lepturus (White-tailed tropicbird) is the source of this 2829-nucleotide messenger RNA. RefSeq names its product pleckstrin homology domain containing, family M (with RUN domain) member 2 (gene PLEKHM2). Gene Ontology annotation, biological process: lysosome localization; positive regulation of membrane tubulation; Golgi organization. Lineage: Eukaryota; Metazoa; Chordata; Aves; Phaethontiformes; Phaethontidae. Gene Ontology annotation, cellular component: endosome membrane. The annotation marks the transcript as partial. Gene Ontology annotation, molecular function: kinesin binding. The transcript is spliced from 18 exons. The record is from RefSeq and is a predicted model, not a curated record.
CUGCAGAGCUACUUUGCUGCCUGUGAAGACGAGACGCCAGCCAUCAGAAACCAUGACAAGGUCCUGCAGCGGCUCUGCGAACAUCUGGACCAUGCUCUGCUCUAUGGCCUGCAAGAUCUUUCCUCGGGCUACUGGGUGCUGGUCGUUCACUUCACCCGCCGAGAAGCCGUCAAACAGAUCGAAGUGCUUCAACACGUGGCCACCAACUUGGGACGCAGCCGGGCAUGGCUGUACCUAGCCCUCAACGAAAACUCCUUGGAGAGUUAUUUGAGGCUGUUCCAGGAGAACCUAAGCCUGCUGCACAAGUACUAUGUCAAGAACGCCUUGGUUUGCAGUCACGAUCAUCUCACCUUGUUCUUAACGCUGGUGUCCGGGCUGGAGUUCAUCCGCUUUGACUUGGAUCUGGACGCUCCUUACCUGGAUCUGGCCCCAUACAUGCCAGAUUACUACAAACCUCAGUACCUGCUAGACUUUGAGGCCCGCCUGCCCAGCUCCGUGCACGGCUCGGACAGCCUGUCCCUCAACUCCUUCAACUCGGUCACCUCCACCAACCUGGAAUGGGACGACAGCGCCAUCGCUCCAUCCAGCGAAGAUUAUGAUUUUGGAGAUGUCUUUCCAGCAAUGCAGACCAUGCCCAGCAGAGACUGGGAAGACGGAGAUCUCACAGACACGCUCAGCUGCCCGCGCUCCACCGCCUCGGAGGCCAACGGCAGCAAGGCCUCCGUGAAGAGCCCGACGCAGCGCUACAACCCCUUCAACGAGGAGAAAGCUGACGCGCCGUCCUCCACCGAGACCACGCCGGUGCACACAGCUUCUCAGGAGAAGGCAGAAGCCACGCCUGAAGGAACGGACCAGUCCGAGAGCUGCACGGAGCUGGAGGUCAUCAGGUUAGCCAAGAAGAAGAAAACGGGCAAGAAGAAGAAAGCGAAGCCAGAAGAGCCGGUGAACACCCCUGCGCCCGUAGUGCCCGAGACCCAGCAGGCCAGCGGAGACAGCGGCGUGAACGGGCUGAGCGACAGGGAAGAGCCACAGAAAGACGAUGGUCCCGCUGUGCCGGCUGGUGAGCCAAGCCCGGGCGGGCAGCAGGAGGGUCGCGAGCGCUCUGCCCUCAGCCAGCUGGCUUUACGCAUCCCCGAGAUGAAGGACACUUCCAUGGAGAGCGUGGGGCAGCCGCUGAGCAAGGUGAUGGACAGACUCAACGGGCAGCUGGACCCCGGCGGCUGGAACGCUCCCCUCGAGCCCCCCGGGCAGUCCUUUCGGACUGGCACGCCAGGGGAGACCCCAGAUGGAUCGUCCUCUGGCGACUUUAGUGAGGGGAUUUCAGCCCCCAUGGACUUCUACCGCUUUACCGUUGAGAGUCCAAACGCUGCUGCACCAGGUGGUGGCCACCAUGACGCUCCAGGGCCUGGCCAACCGCCACAUGUUCCUGGUAGCCCUGAGGCUCCUGAAGAAGAAGAAAGCAGAGAGGGAGAAGCAGUUGGGGCAGUAGAGGAGUCUGGAGGGGCGAGUGAUGAACCCCAAACUCGCCAGACAGAAACCACCAACCCCCAGGCUCUCCACGAGCCGAAGAAGGAGCAGCCCAGCCCUUCCCCGAGCAGUGCCGAGGACUCUGGCGUGGAGGAAGGGCAGGGCAGCCCUUCGGAGCUGACCCAUCCCUCCGAGUUCAGGGUGGAUAACAACCAUCUCCUCCUGUUGAUGAUCCAUGUCUUUCGGGAGAACGAGGAACAGUUGUUCAGGAUGAUCCGAAUGAGCACCGGGCACAUGGAGGGGAACCUGCAGCUGAUCUACGUCCUGCUGACAGAUUGCUACGUGUACCUGAUCCGGAAAGGGGCAGCGGAGAAGCCGUACAUGGUGGAGGAGGCCGUUUCCUAUAAUGAGCUGGACUACAUUUCGGUUGGGCUGGAUCAGCAGACGGUGACUCUGGUGUGCACCAAUCGGAGGAAGCAGUUCCUGCUCGACACCGCGGACGUGGCUCUCACCGAGUUCUUCCUGGUCUCCUUGAAGUCAGCCAUGAUCAAAGGGUGCCGGGAGCCCCCGUACCCCAGUAUCCUCACGGACGCCACCAUGGAGAAACUGGCACUCGCAAAGUUCGUAGCCCAGGAGUCCAAGUGCGAGGCCUGCGACGUGGUUGUGCGUUUCUAUGGCCUCGUUCACUGGGAAGACCCCAUGGACGAGGCGCUGGGACCCUCCAACAAUAGCUACACCUCCACCGAAAACGCGGUCACCAAGGAUGGCAUCCUGCACUACAAGGCAGGGACCUCCUACCUGGGCAAAGAGCAGUGGAAGACCUGCUUCGUGGUGCUCAGCAACGGGAUCUUGUACCAGUACCCGGACCGCACGGACGUCACCCCUCUGCUCUCCAUCAACAUGGGCGGCGAGCAGUGCGGCGGAUGCCGGCGCUCCAACACCACCGACCGGCCCCACUCCUUCCAGGUGAUCCUGACAGACCGGCCCUCCCUGGAGCUGAGUGCCGAGAACGAGGAAGACAUGGCGGACUGGAUGCAGUACUUCUGCCAGGCUGUCUCCAAGGGGGUGAUCCCCCAGGGUGUUGCCCCUACGCCGUGCGUCCCUUGCUGCCUUGUGCUGACGGACGAGAAGGCCUUCACCUGCCACGAGGACUGCCAGACAAGCUUCUUCCGCUCGCUGGGCACCGUGGAGCUGACGGACGUCACCGCCGUCUCCACGGAGGCCGGCAAGGAGUACUGUAUCUUGGAGUUCGCUCAGGACCGCAAGCAGUUCCUGCCCCCCUGGGUCCUCUACUUUAGUUGCACUACAGAACUGGAGAGGUUCCUCUCGGCGCUGAACGCCGCGUGGAGGAACAUCUACCAG